This is a messenger RNA of Ctenocephalides felis (cat flea), 1813 nucleotides long. Its product is annotated as V-type proton ATPase subunit B. Gene Ontology annotation, molecular function: proton-transporting ATPase activity, rotational mechanism; ATP binding. NCBI's taxonomy places the organism in Eukaryota, Metazoa, Arthropoda, Insecta, Siphonaptera, Pulicidae. The transcript has 10 exons. Gene Ontology annotation, biological process: proton transmembrane transport; ATP metabolic process. The coding region runs from base 1 to 1404 and encodes 467 amino acids. Gene Ontology annotation, cellular component: proton-transporting V-type ATPase, V1 domain. The record is from RefSeq and is a predicted model, not a curated record.
AUGGCAUACAAAACUGUCUCUGGUGUCAAUGGACCUCUGGUUAUUUUGGAUGAAGUUAAAUUCCCCAAAUUUGCAGAAAUUGUACAACUCAGACUUUCUGAUGGAACUUUACGUUCAGGACAGGUUUUGGAAGUCAGCGGCUCCAAAGCUGUUGUACAAGUUUUUGAGGGUACCUCAGGAAUUGACGCUAAGAACACACUUUGUGAAUUUACUGGUGACAUUUUGAGGACUCCAGUAUCAGAGGAUAUGUUAGGUCGUGUGUUCAACGGAUCAGGAAAGCCAAUUGACAAAGGACCCCCAAUUUUGGCUGAAGAUUUCUUGGACAUCCAAGGUCAACCCAUCAAUCCCUGGUCUCGUAUCUAUCCUGAGGAAAUGAUCCAAACUGGUAUCUCUGCUAUUGAUGUGAUGAACUCCAUUGCUCGUGGACAGAAGAUUCCCAUCUUCUCUGCAGCUGGUCUGCCCCACAAUGAAAUUGCUGCCCAGAUCUGUAGGCAAGCAGGUUUAGUUAAAAUCCCAGGAAAAUCAGUUUUGGAUGACCAUGAAGAUAACUUUGCCAUUGUGUUUGCCGCUAUGGGUGUCAACAUGGAAACUGCCAGAUUCUUCAAACAAGAUUUCGAGGAGAAUGGUUCCAUGGAGAAUGUGUGCCUGUUCUUGAACUUGGCCAAUGAUCCAACUAUUGAACGUAUCAUUACCCCACGUCUGGCUUUGACAGCUGCUGAAUUCUUGGCCUACCAAUGUGAAAAGCACGUGUUGGUAAUCUUAACAGACAUGUCCUCAUAUGCUGAAGCUUUGCGUGAGGUAUCAGCUGCCCGUGAAGAAGUACCCGGACGUCGUGGUUUCCCAGGUUACAUGUACACUGAUUUGGCCACAAUUUAUGAACGUGCUGGACGUGUUGAAGGCAGAAAUGGUUCUAUCACCCAAAUUCCAAUUUUGACUAUGCCCAACGAUGAUAUUACUCACCCUAUUCCUGAUUUGACUGGUUACAUCACUGAAGGACAGAUCUACGUAGACAGACAACUGCACAACAGGCAAAUCUACCCACCUGUAAACGUAUUGCCUUCCCUGUCACGUUUGAUGAAAUCUGCCAUUGGUGAGGGUAUGACACGUAGAGAUCACUCUGAUGUGUCCAAUCAAUUGUAUGCUUGCUACGCCAUUGGUAAGGACGUGCAGGCUAUGAAGGCUGUCGUAGGAGAGGAAGCUUUGACACCUGAUGACUUGUUGUACUUGGAAUUCUUGACGAAAUUUGAGAAGAACUUUAUCUCACAGGGUAAUUAUGAGAACCGCACAGUAUUUGAAUCUUUGGACAUUGGCUGGCAAUUGUUGCGUAUCUUCCCCAAGGAGAUGUUGAAGAGAAUACCCGCUUCCACCCUCGCCGAGUUUUACCCACGUGAUUCUCGUCAUUAAAAAUCUUACUAAAGUUUCCAUCAAUACCAUAUUUUAUUUCCCUUUAUAUGUUGUCUUCUCCAUGUAAAGAAUAUUAAAUCAGUUUUUGGGAUGUCUGGUACUAACCACAUCCUUAAUGUAAGGAAAACAUGAAGACAUGUUUUAAUGUUUAAAGAAAUUGUAGAUACUUAUAAAAUAAUGAUUCUAUUGUUAAAAUGAAAGUAUGUUGUUGUGAAACAGUAUUCUGCCGUACUAGCUACAAGUUGUUGAAAUAUUAUCAAAUUUUAUUAUUAUAUUUGUUUUUUUCUGUAUGAUUUUAAAUUACAUUCCAUGAUAAUUUUCAGUUUUAUAUAAUCUAAUAAAUUCAAUUUAACUGUUAAAAUUUGAUCAUAUUGUGUAUAUACAUAGCAAUAUAAAAUAUAAAGUUACA